AUGGAGGAACAGAGGGAGGAAAGCGAUUUCGUUGGUGAUUGCAGAGAGCCCAUGGAGGAAACUGGUAAGGGGCUAGGUUUAUCUUCUGAAGCUGAAACCCUAGAUGGUGAAUUUGAUAUUCAGGAGUUAGAGUCUUGUAUUGAAGAUGCCAACGCGAUUCAGGUUUCGGGUUUAGGUGUUUGCGAUGUUAGUGUGACAGCUGAAAACCCAGAUGAUGGAGGCUCAGCUUCUGAAGAUGACAAUUCGAAUGAUUCGGAUGAGGUGGAGUGUGAAGGAGAUGCUGCUGUUGAGGUGGAGCCGAUAGAUGAGAUUGAGGGCUCUGAGCUUUGCAAUGAGACGGUUAAAUUAGUUGAGGUUGUUGAGAGUGAAAAUGGUGGAAGUCAUGAAAUUGCAGGAGAAGAGAAGAGUGCAAUCUCUGGUGGGAAUGAGAAGGAGAUAUGUGAAAUUGAAGAUAAUGGCGAUGCCGAACAAAAUGUUCAAACUGAGAAGUCGCAGCAAAGUUUAGCUGGUGGUGAGAUGCUUUCUGCUGCAGAAAAUGAAGCUGACCAAGGAAAGGAAUCAACAGAGAGAAGUGAGGAGGUUGUUGAUAGCGAGCAAGAAGAGAAGGAAGAGAAAGUGGGUCUUUCUUACAAUGAGCAGGGAAGUUCAGGAUGCGAGACAGCAGAUGCUAAGCAUUCAGAAUCUGCACAAGUUCCAGAGGAGCCUGCUGAGUUAAGCAAUGGGGAAUCGAACGAAGAAAACGGAGAAGGUAUGGAAAUCGAUUAUGCUGCAGAGGAACAGGUGGGAGAUGAUGUUGAAGUAGGUGGCGCUUUGGAUAAUGGUGUAAAUGAAUCUGCUGGUGCCACUGUGGUACAAAUCCAAGUUGAAGCUGACGAGAAUGAUUCCAGUGUAGUAAAUGAGAUGGAAAUUGAUGAAGAAAAAGAGAAUGUUGGUAUGGCAACUGAUCUUACUGACCCAAACAGUCCCUCUGAAGAUGCUGCUACAGGAAAUAUACAAGACCUUAAAACCGAAACGAAUGUAUCUCUGAAAGAGGAUAAGAAAGCAAUAGAUUUGCCAGAGGAAGUUGCCACAGUGGAUUGUAAGGAGGCCCUUAAAUCUGGUGAUGCAACAGUAAAUGCUGAAUCCCAUGAUAAUCUAAGCUUAAGCGCUGAAGGUAUUCAAAAUGAAGAAUCUCCAGCUGCUGCUACAGAGUGUCCAAGAGAGGCUUCUGAUGCAAUUAUGGAAUCUGAUGAAAACCAAGAAGAGAAGGUUCAUGAAGGCUUAGAUCAACAAGAUGCUAUGAGAGAGGAAGAUGACACUACUCAUGAAGCUCCAAGUAUCGAGCCAAACCAAAAGGGAGAUACAGAAAUGGAAGAAAAUCCUGACAAUUCUGAUUAUGGUGAUGAUGGAACCGACUCUGAUAUUAAAACCAAUGGUGUGAAACGAAAGGCUGAUGUCCUGAGUGAGGAUUCACCAGAUGAAGGUAGGAAGACUGUUUCAGUUGCGAAGGUGUCGUUUGCCCACAGGCCGUCCUUUAAGAUCGGUGCAGGCAUAGCCAGAGCUGCAAGCCAGAUGGCAGGAUCUCCUUCAGUUUUGAAGGGUGGUAACAUUGGUGAAGAAACUCUUUCUGUUGAGAGUUUCGUAUCCCAGCUUCACUGUGCAGCAACAGACCCUGUAAAAGAGAACGUUGUAUCUGAAAGUGCUGCUGGCUUUUUCUUAGAAUUCCGGAACUCAUCAGCUUCGCAGGAAGCUGCCCCAGAAAAGGUCGGCGGUAGAAGAGGAAGACCUUCCAAUUCGAAUGCAGGAGGAACCGAGGCAUUUGAGUUUGAGGAAAUGGGCGACACAUACUGGACUGACAGGGUGAUCCAUAAUGGUGGUGAAGAGCAAACGCCAGCUACCGAGAAAGGAGACUAUCAAGUUGUGCCAGUUGAGUUGAAACCUGCUCAGGUCAAAAGGACUCGCCGACCAUACAAAAGACGGCAGUCUCAGAUCAGUAUUCCUCUUCCUUCAGCCUCAGACAAACCGGCUGACUUUGAUGAGAAUGCACCAGCUGAGCUUAUCAUGAACUUUUCUGAAACGGAUACAAUACCUUCUGAGAAGAGCCUGAGUAAAAUGUUCAGGCAUUUUGGACCAAUAAGGGAGUCGCUGACUGAAGUUGACCAAGAGAAUAACCGGGCUAGAGUAGUUUAUAGGAAGGGUACCGAUGCUGAAGUUGCUUACAACAGCGCAGGAAGGUUCAGUAUCUUUGGGGCGAAGGCUGUGAAUUACGAGCUCAGAUACACAAUAACCGAAGCAUUCAAAGUUCAGCCUUAUGUUGUGUCUUUAGGGGAGGAGGAUGCAGCAUUAUGUCUUCCAUCCUAG
Microthlaspi erraticum is the source of this 2340-nucleotide messenger RNA. Lineage: Eukaryota; Viridiplantae; Streptophyta; Magnoliopsida; Brassicales; Brassicaceae. The record is from the annotation of a GenBank genome assembly.